Messenger RNA from Triticum dicoccoides, 820 nucleotides. RefSeq lists its product as uncharacterized. Gene Ontology annotation, molecular function: DNA-binding transcription factor activity. Lineage: Eukaryota; Viridiplantae; Streptophyta; Magnoliopsida; Poales; Poaceae. Bases 63 to 581 code for a protein of 172 amino acids. The record is from RefSeq and is a predicted model, not a curated record. The transcript has a single exon.
UCUCCCCCUCUCUUCUUCCUCCUCCACACGCCGACGACACACACUCCGGCCAUCGAUCGACCAUGGAGAUGGAGGGCGAGCCGCCGCAAUCGCACCAGCUGCUGCUGCAGGGCAUCAGCCUCGACCUGCGCCUCGAAACGGCCACGGCCACGGCCAAGCGCCAGCAGGGGCAGCGCGGCGCACGGCGUCCGGCAUCCCCUCCCCCUGCUGCUCCCGCGGCCUUCGACAACGCCGGCAGGGAGGCCUUCGCCUGCAACUACUGCCACCGCAAGUUCUUGAGCUCGCAGGCGCUCGGCGGCCACCAGAACGCGCACAAGCUGGAGCGCACCCUCGCCAAGCGCAGCCGCGACGUCCCCUCCGAAAUUACCGUCGCCACCACGACUGCUUCCUCUUCCACGGCCGCCCGCUGGCUCCACGCCGGCGGCGGGGAGCUCUGGGGUUACUCUGCUUCGGCCCCUGCUCCGGACUCCGCGAGGAUGGCGCCACUGAUGAGCAUGGGCAUGGGCUGGGCUGGCACUGGAAGCACCGCAGCGGCCGGCGGGGAGGCGGUGGCGGAGAUGGACCUGUCGCUCAAGCUCUGACGAGCUAGUUGAGCCAGCACUAGAUUCCAGAGGCAAUAUGUGCAGCAUGGAUAUGUCUAGCUUGUCAGCAAGUAGUACUACCAGUACCAGCAUGGAUUAUGUGUAACCUUAACUAGAUCACUGGAUAACAAAUCAGACAAAGCCCUCUGAAUUAGCAUGGUUUGUUGGUCUCAUUUACAUCAAUGGAUAUAUCUAUAUCUAUCUAAGAAACAACUAAUAUGCUACUACUCUCCCUCAAA